Messenger RNA from Theobroma cacao (cacao), 962 nucleotides. RefSeq names its product Ovate family protein. Gene Ontology annotation, biological process: negative regulation of DNA-templated transcription. Lineage: Eukaryota; Viridiplantae; Streptophyta; Magnoliopsida; Malvales; Malvaceae. The record is from RefSeq and is a predicted model, not a curated record.
GUUCAGUCAAUUGCCUCAUCCCAACUCCAAGGUCCAAGCCAAGGCACUCUUUUCUCUCUUUUUCGCUCCUUGCACUCUAAACUCUAAAACCUCUCAUUUUCUUUCUCUGCUAAAAAUGUCAAGCAACAGGAAAAAGCUGAUCUUCAACACAGUAUCAGUCAGCUUAGGCUGCAGCAGCUGCAAGAAGCCGAAGCUCACUAGUUUUUUUAACCCAAAACCGAAACCGAAACCGAAACCAAAACCAAAAUCCCGUUCUUACAAUACCCAUUCUUUUUACAACUACUCUUCCUCAAGCUCUUCCAAGAAAACAACCCAUUGUUCCUUCUCAGAAUAUGAAACUGCCACCUCUUUUUCUCCAAGCACAGACACUCCUGAGCACUGGGACAUGGACACCGACACGGACCAGGAAAUAGAGGGUUCAAUGGCCACCGUACGAGGGUUUGGCCGUGUGGGAGGAGAGAGCCUGGCGGUGGAGAAAGACUCCGAUGACCCUUAUUUGGAUUUCAGGCACUCCAUGUUGCAAAUGAUAUUGGAGAAGGAGAUAUAUUCCAAAGAUGAUUUAAGGGAGCUUCUCAACUGUUUCUUGCAGCUGAAUUCGCCUCAUCAUCAUGGGAUUAUUGUUAGAGCUUUCACGGAGAUCUGGAACGGGGUGUUCUCCGUCAAGCCUGGUGGGGCGUCUCCGAAGCUGCAUUUUGGGUACAGGCCACGUGACUUCUAGGUGCUGCUGCUGCCACGGUUUUGGUUUUUUGGGGCUUAGUUUCGAGUACAGUCCCAUGGGUUAAUAAAAUAUUAGUAUAUUACAAGGGAGAGCUUAAUUAUAAACACUUGUUAAGGUAGUAUUUAAAGAAAUAUUUUCGUAUUCAAUGCUAUAGUAAGUUGUGAAUGUGAAGCUUUUUGAUGCAUUAAAUGAAAAUAUUUCUUUAAAUAAAAACCUUUAACAUGUAGCCUUUGGCUUAUGUUCA